UUCAGACCUCCUGUGUGUCCAGUAAUUGUUGACACCAGGCAGCUCGCACAACUCUGAACCAUGGAGAACUCAGGAAUACUGAUAGGACUGAUGAUAGUUGGGCUCUUUGCGGUCAUAUCGAGUGGAGAAGUUUCCCAGGAACUAUCCUCAGAUAACACACAACUGUCCCAACAGGAUGUUCAGACAGAUUUUUUUGAUGCUAUGGGAGCACUUUUGGGAAGAUACGCACCAUCAACAGAAAAACGUGGCAUUCCACAGUGUGCUGUGGGGUCUCGCUGUGCAAUGAGAAUGGGUGCACGCUUUGGGAAACUUUGGGAAUGUGGCGGAGGAUCUAACUGUAACUCAUUCCUCCUGAAAUGCAUCUGAAUCACUAUAUAUAAGUAGCAGUCUUUGCACUCCCUGAAGAUUUUGUACUUUUUUUAAGCUGUACAUCCAUGCCAUUGGUGAGCUACAGCAGGUAGAGUGGAAAUGCAUUUGCAAAUUCCUCUACAAAAUUUAUGAGCAUUCUUUGAAACUCUAUUUACAUGAGCAUGUAACAAAGCAUGAUUUUUAUCUGUGU
This is a messenger RNA of Triplophysa rosa, 559 nucleotides long. It is a transcript of the gene cartl, whose product is annotated as cocaine- and amphetamine-regulated transcript-like. Lineage: Eukaryota; Metazoa; Chordata; Actinopteri; Cypriniformes; Nemacheilidae. The transcript is spliced from 3 exons. Gene Ontology annotation, molecular function: neuropeptide hormone activity. The record is from RefSeq and is a predicted model, not a curated record. Bases 61 to 366 code for a protein of 101 amino acids. Gene Ontology annotation, biological process: cellular response to starvation; G protein-coupled receptor signaling pathway; negative regulation of appetite.